Messenger RNA from Coturnix japonica (Japanese quail), 1580 nucleotides. Lineage: Eukaryota; Metazoa; Chordata; Aves; Galliformes; Phasianidae. The record is from RefSeq and is a predicted model, not a curated record.
UAUGGGGCAGGACCCCCAGAUCUAUGGGGCAGGAUUGGGGUCAGGACCCCCAGAUCUAUGGGGCUGGGACCCCCAGAUCUAUGGGGUUUGAUGGGGACCCCCAGAUCUAUGGGGCUGGAUGGGGACCCCCAGAUCUAUGGGGCAGGAUUGGGGUCAGGACCCCCAGAUCUAUGGGGCUGGAUUGGGGUCAGGAGACCCCCAGUGGCACCCAUGUGACCAAUGACGUCAUCAUGAGCAGCACCUCCAACAUGGCUGACCCCACCAAGAUGGCCGCCAGCGACGUGACAGACCCCACCAAGAUGGCCGCCAGCAACAUGGCCGCCGCCACAACCAACAUGGCCACACCCAAUAUGGCCGCCGCCACAACCAACAUGGCGGCCAGUUCCAAGACGGCGGCUGCCCCAACCAACAUGGCUGCCACAAACAACAUGGCGGCUACCGCAUCCAAAAUGGCCGCCGCCAAGAUGGCCGCCGCCACAACCAACAUGGCCGCCACAUCCAAUAUGGUCGCUCACACCCCCAACAUGGCGUCUGCCACAAACAAGAUGGCCGCCACAACCAACAUGGCCGCUCCCUCCACCUUCAUGGCCACCCCAACCAACAUGGCCGCCCCCAAUAUGGCGGCCGCCACACCCAACAUGGCCGCCACACCGGAAACGCUCCGCGCUCUACUUCCGGUCCCCCAGCUCCGCAGCCUGGCUCGCCAUUGGCUGCACGAAGACUGCCCGGGAUUGGACCCGGCCGCCAUGUUGGUCGGCCUGCAGCCAAUCAGCGCCCGGAUCGUCUGCAAGUCACGUGGCCUGUUAGCCGGCCUCCCAUUCGUCGACGCCAUCUUGGACGAGCUGGGUUGCUCCGCCCAAUGGCGGCUGCCGGAGGGGAGUCACGUGACGCCGAACGCGGAAGUGGCGCUUCUUAAAGGGCCAGCAGCCCAUAUUUUACAAGGGGAACGGACCCUAUUGGAUGUAUUGAGUCGGUGCAGCGGGACGGCGACGGCCGCCAUGAUGGCGGUGGAGGUCGGGAAGGCUUUAAAAUGGCCGGGGGUGAUCGCUGGGACCAGGAAAACGACGCCGGGUUUUAGAUUGGUGGAGAAAUACGGCCUGAAAGUGGGAGGAGCCGACACGCAUCGAUACGACAUCGGGGGGAUGCUCAUGGUCAAGGAUACGCACAGGGAUGCGGUAAAGGGAGGGAUGAAGGAGCUGGUGUUAUCAGCUCGUAGAGCCGCCGGUUUCAGUCGCCGCCUGGAGGUGGAAUGUGGAAGCGCAGCCCAGGCCCUACAAGCAGCAAAAUAUGGGGCAGACAUCGUCCUAUUGGAUAACAUGGAGCCGCAGGAGCUUCAUAAGGCGGCGGCGGAGGUGAAGGCUCAGCACCCAUGGGUGCUGGUUGAAGCCAGCGGGGGGAUCACGCACGAGACCCUGCCCCAAUUUAUGGGACCGAAUGUGGACGUGGUUUCUAUGGGGUCCCUGACCCACAGCGCCCGCCCCAUUGAUUUCACAUUGAGGGUGGUGAGGGAUUAGUGGGGUCUCUAUGGGGUUAUGGGGUUUCUAUGGGGCUCUAUGGGGUCUAUGGGGCUCUAUGGCGUC